GCGGGGAGACGCCCCCAGCGCGGAUCCCACACCCUCGCCGCAGGACUCAGACUCCGGCUCACCGCUCUCCUCCCGCCUCCCCUCCUACGGACCGCACCCCGUGUGUGCUUCCCCGGAUCCCACUCCUCUCCCACCCCCUCGAGGAUUUGUUCCUGUUGAAGAGCGGCUCCUUGAUCCCCAGAUGCUUUGAGGUUCCCGGAACCUAGUCGGCGAAGUUCUCUACCUCCACGGAGAAACAGGAGCUGUUCCUUCAUCCAAAGCAAGCUGUCCACUGCUAUGGAUACCGAAUCCACGUAUUCUGGAUACUCUUACUAUUCAAGUCACUCGAAAAAAUCUCACCGGCAAGGGGAAAGAAACAGAGAGAGACACAAAUCACCCCGGAAUAAAGAUGGCAGAGGGUCAGAGAAAUCUGUCACCAUUCAAGCGCCCCCCGGAGAGCCACUGCUGGCCAGCGAUGCCACUCGGACGGAGGAGGUCCAGGAUGACAACUGGGGAGAGACCACCACGGCCGUCACGGGCACCUCGGAGCACAGCAUCUCGCAGGAGGACAUCGCCAGAAUCAGCAAGGACCUGGAGGACAGCGUGGGGCUGGACUGCAAGCGCUACCUGGGCCUCGCCGUCGCCGCGGCGCUCGGACUCCUAGUCUUCCUCACCCCCAUCGCCUUCCUCCUGUUGCCCCCCAUCCUGUGGAGGGACGAGCUGGAGCCUUGCGGCACCAUCUGCGAGGGACUCUUCAUCUCCGUGGCGUUCAAGCUCCUCAUCCUGCUCAUCGGGACCUGGGCGCUCUUCUUCCGCAGGCAGAGGGCGGACGUGCCACGGGUGUUUGUGUUCCGCGCCCUCCUGCUGGUCCUCAUCUUCCUCUUCGUGGUCUCCUAUUGGCUGUUUUACGGGGUCCGCAUUUUGGACUCUCGGGACCGGAACUACCAGGGCAUCGUGCAAUACGCGGUCUCGCUCGUGGACGCCCUCCUCUUCAUCCACUACCUGGCCAUCGUCCUGCUGGAGCUGAGGCAGCUGCAGCCCAUGUUCACGCUGCAGGUGGUCCGCUCCACUGACGGCGAGUCCCGCUUCUACAGCCUGGGGCACCUGAGUAUCCAGCGAGCAGCAUUGGUGGUUCUGGAAAAUUACUAUAAAGAUUUCACCAUCUAUAACCCCAACCUCCUAACAGCCUCCAAGUUCCGAGCAGCCAAGCACAUGGCGGGGCUGAAGGUCUACAAUGUGGAUGGCCCCAGCAACAACGCCGCCGGCCAGUCCCGGGCCAUGAUCGCCGCCGCGGCGCGCCGCAGGGACUCGAGCCACAACGAGCUGUACUACGAGGAGGCGGAACACGAGCGGCGGGUGAAGAAGCGGAGAGCAAGGCUGGUGGUCGCGGUGGAGGAGGCCUUCAUCCACAUCCAGCGCCUGCAGGCUGAGGAGCAGCAGAAGGCCCCCGGGGAGGUGAUGGACCCCAGGGAGGCCGCCCAGGCCAUCUUCCCGUCCAUGGCCCGGGCCCUGCAGAAGUACCUGCGCACCACACGCCAGCAGCACUAUCACAGCAUGGAGAGCAUCCUGCAGCACCUGGCCUUCUGCAUCACCAACAGCAUGACCCCGAAGGCCUUUCUGGAGCGCUACCUCCGCGCGGGCCCCACGCUGCAGUACGACAAGGAGCGCUGGCUGGCCACGCAGUGGAGGCUCGUCAGCGAUGAGGCCGUGACCAACGGGCUACGCGACGGACUCGUGUUCGUCCUGAAAUGCUUGGAUUUCAGCCUCGUCGUCAAUGUGAAGAAAAUUCCAUUCAUCGUGCUCUCGGAAGAGUUCGUAGACCCCAAAUCUCACAAAUUUGUCCUCCGCUUGCAGUCUGAGACGUCGGUGUAAAAGUGCUGUAUUUGUGGCUUUAUUAAAAAAAGGAAGAAUAUAGAGAGAUAUAUGUAUACCAGAGGGGCAUCUUGUUCUUACUAGUUCCCAUCGCUGAGACUGGCAGGUGAUAGACCAGCGACCUUCCACCAUCUGCACUUUAUUUGGCGGAAGCAGGGGGCGCCCGUCCAGGGAAGAGUGCCGGGGCCUCCGACUGUUGUGGGCCGGACCGCUCCGGAAGCGGAUCCCGGGCGUUCCUGUGACAGCUGCAACCAAAGCGGAGCUGGCGGUUCCGGGGAGCCUCGCCUUACAGCAAGCCGCCCCUGCCUUUCGUGCAGUGCCGCGCCCUCCCGCGCACUUCGGGGACACACCUGUGAUCCGGUUCGGGAAGCCGGACCCGACGUGGCCUCACACGUGUUUGUGUGUGAAUGUCCAGUUCCACGUCGCCCGUGGGAACCAGGGGCUAUUCUCUGUUGCCUCGGAUUCUGCCGAGAAAGAUCACAACAGAAAAUGUGCACUAAUGAUUUCAUGUGAUUCUUUUUUUCCCAAAGAGGAAAGCUGCCUGCCUUGUUUCUGACCCUGCUUUCUUUCUGGCCAGCGCAGGUAGCCUUUUGCUGACUUGGUGAUUGGCACAGGUCUUCACCUAUCCCGCCCUCCCCCGUGCGCAUGCGUGCACACUCCCCCCGCCCCACCUGGCUGGCUGGCCUGGCCGGGACGCCCAGUCUUCAGAGCUGCGUGGGACCUGGCUCAGCCUGUGUGCCCGCAGACUCUGUGCACAGCCUCAGGUGGCCCCACGGGUUAUUUGCAUAGGGGAGCGUGGAUGGCCCACCGGGUAGAUCACAGGGAGAGUGAGCCAGCUAGAACAUCCCUUUGGGGCUGCAGUGGAAGCCCCGCCCCUCCUGCCACUCCUCUCCGCUGCUCCCCACCAAACGCGGGCUUCACACUGUGACUCUGGCACUGGCAGCUUCGGCUUGGAGCUUCUAGUUUCCUGGGAGACCAAAUGAUGCCCACCGCAGUGACAGUGGCUGCCGUCCAGUCCCUGAUUUCUGACCGCCGUCACUGUGCAACUAACUCCUCACCUCUGCCACUUACUAUCGGGGAAGGGCUGCUUAGCCCCUGGUGUUGACCUGGCUUGUCGGGCUUGGCCAAGUGAGGAGAAAGGGAUGGGCUGGCUGCAGAGCUUAGGGAAAGGAGAGCAGGGAGCUAGUCUGGGGUCCAGGAUUAUUCGUCCACAAUCUGCCUCUUAAAUGCAGAUGGUUCCAGGGGCCUUUCCCGAGGCUUGGGUUGGGUGUUGGGGGAGGGGUGGGGGUGCUUCCUGGCAGAGCCCUGAGCAGGGGAAUUCCGGGAGGAGCCACAUCCGGGUUCUCCUGCCACCCUCGGCCCUCCGGUAUCCACAGCAAACCUUUACAAAGCAGCCCACUCUAGCUUUUCCCAGGUACUCAGGGUACCAUCCGCUGGCUUUGAUAGAGGAUGACACCAUCCAAGUGCCCUUUGUGUGUGUGCCCCACGCACCCUUACUGGUUUAUGCAUUCCAUGGGGGGUACAGUAUUUGUGUAUCACUCUUGAAAGCAAACUUGGCUUUCAGUAUUUGUAAUACAUCUGUACCUGAAAAAGUACGCCCGUGUUCUCGAAUCAACAGCCUCCAGGUCAAAGAAAAGAUGUGCUGGGACAGGGGCACCCGCUGGUGUGGCACGGAGCCCAGAUGUCCUGCCUGACUGCACGGAUCUGUUGAUGGAAAACACACACAGUGUCACCGCGGUGCUUUGGUUCCUCUUAGUUUUUGCCUGUAGGUCCCUUCAAACUGGACAUUCCUUAGGAUGACGUCUUUCUCAGGAAAUGUGUUAUGGGAGAUGCUGAAUGUCUAUGACUUUGGCCGUGAAAGAUUACACUGUCCCAGACGAGAUGUGUCAGAAGCUGCUGUGUCAGGCCCCCAGCAGUGCAAGUGCCACACACGUCUCCCCCCGUAGUUCACAGUGACGCUGCUCACCAGCACUCUGAAACCCCGGACUUCCAGGCCUGUCUGAAGUUACCCGUCCGGAAGGGGUUAAGUCGGGUUGCUUGCUUUGGUUCCCGCACCCUGGCGGGGUGAAGAAAGGUUUAAAUUAAGGAAUCUAUUUUCUUUCUACCCGUUUCUCUCUCUCUCCCCCUCAGUCUUGGCAUAGGAUAAUGUCAGACUUUCUGAGAUUAUUGUUUCUGUUUUAAAUUGAGUAUUGAUUUUUUUUACACUGACUUUGUAUGGAGUCCUUUUUUGAAAGAAUACCAAAAUAAAAUGCAGAAUCUUUGUACACAGCCUUUGCACACCCAAACUCUUAAUAGCUUGAGUUACUGGUGCCGUGGGGACAAUGUAGAUGCUGUUAAAACAUUUAAGGUUUCAGAAAGCUACAUCGUACAAUUGAACACAGCGUGGUUUUAUUUUAGUUCUUGGAGCCAGUAGGCUAUUCUUUUUAAAAGGGGGUGAACUGUGCCCUGGGGCGGGCUAGUCGAAUCUAGAUACAUCCACAUUAGAACAGACGGGAUUUCAUUUGCCUUAAAUGUUUAUAGAUUUUUCUAUAACUUUCCGCCGAAGUUAUUAAAAUGUGAAUGCCCAUGUUAAGGAGCGGAAGGCGGCUGCAGGCAGUGCGACUCUGAGGUUGCUCUCCUCCCUGGCAGCGUUUGAACCAGGAGAUACCUUUCGUCCCUCAGGGUGUCCUCAGAGAUAAUGACAAUUUCUAAUUGGUCACCACCUGACUGUUCCCGUCUGCAUUCUAGGAGGUGGAAGGGACUUCAGGGUUUUGUAGUUCAUCCAUCCUUUGCAUUACCCGUUAAGCCGAAACACGUAAUGCUCUUGCAAAAGGUUGGCAAAUAAGCCCCAGAGAAGAUGCUCAGCCAGGUUUUUGCCCACCCAUCACCAUCUCCCUUUGUCCUGCUCCGUCCAGCUCCUCAAAGCUGUGGACAGGCUGGACUCUGUGCAGCCAACGGCAAGGGGCGGCUGGCCUGCGCGUGUGCUGUGUGCGGUGUGGCGGCUCACCGCCCGAGCCGGGCCUCCUCUGCACUGGGGAGGACGUGGCGUUGCUGCUGUGUGUCAGGGAGGGACGUGCUACCUGCCCUCCUCUCUCUGCACUGCAGUCAGCGAGCAUCGAGGACUCUCGGUCUUGCGUGUCAUCUUCGCUUUGAGUGCAUGUGUUUAGAUGUGGCCGUAGCUCCGUGGGGAGCCAUGUGCCUAUCAGGUUGACAGACAUUGAUUGCCCUGCUCCUUCUCAGCCAUGUCCCUGGGAGAGAGGAUGUUCCAGCCAUUCAAGGAGACCAAGAAGAUCAGGUUUUCGGUUGACUCUCUUCUACCCGGGCCCUGCUAUGGCUGUAAUACCCACCCCUGAACAGGGAUGGGUAUUGUUCGUGGUUAUGUGCCUCCAUACACACGAGCGUUUCUCAGAUUGUAUGUUACCAGGGAAUGACAUGUUUAUGUAUGAGACAUCUGAGCGUCUGUGUGAGCUGUAGCAGGUGGGCGUGUAUCUUCGUACAUCACUUGUGUGUGUGUUUAUGUGUGUGAGCGUGUGCACAGAAGUGUCUUCUGGGGAGCCCACUGUUCUGCAGACGAGUCUGCCGACCCCUGUCCCAGCCCCUCCGACCUGAAAGCAGACGGGAAGGGCGAGCCCAAUGUAAUUACUGCUCCAGCUCCACUACCCUGGAAGCCUUACUAUGUGUUUCUCAAUAUAGCUGAAAAAUUGAGCAUCAUCAAAAAAACAAGGUUGAUUACUGAAGGUGGCACAGAAAGUUAGCACGAUGUUUAAAUAGUCCCGCAGUAGAGCCCUCGCGAUUCUAAAGCGGUAUGAGUAUUCCUGGGUAGUGUGUGUGCUUUACGGAUCUCGUUACAAGAAAGAAAUCACUACUGUGAAUUUACUACUAUGUAACCUUGUGGUCAUAUUCCAUGUUAAAUAAAAUACGAAUUGUUCCUAAGCCCAUACACAGUUCUUGAGUGGUGUUCGGUGUGGUACUGGAACGGUAAUGGGACGGAGCUGGCCAGAUGCCGCGUGGAAAUCCCCGUAUUGAGCUUUGACCAAAGGGAUGCUCAGGAAAUUUCAGGUCACGUUUCUGAUGAGACAUGAUGGUCCAAGAAGAAAGAGAAGGAUCCUAACAUGUACUUAUCGGUCCUUGUGUGUUAGGUACUGUUCUGGACAGCCUCGUGAUCCUCACAUGCCUCUACGGUGGGGGUUCCCUCAAUCUUACAGGUGAGAAAAGGGGUGUCAGCGAGGGGGAGACUUGCCCAUGGUCACACGGAUAGUUCCUGGAAGCUCACAUUCAAUGUUCGGUUCCAAUCUCUCGUUCAUGCACCUUGAGGUAUGAUCUACGUGAUCUGGCAUUCUGGAUGCAAAGGAGGGACCUGCGGACACUUGACCUUGAACCAGAACCUGGGAUGAGGGUUUUGUUGGAGGUGGGAUUGCUUUCCCUCCUCCACUUUGGGUUCGCCCCAGAGGUGUGGCCCCACCUGGAGCUUCUCCACCGUGAUGGCAGGUCUCUUAGGAUUUUCCAUGCAGAAAACUCGAGAAUCUCCUGCCCCCAGGAAAAGCAGCCGAGCUGGCGUUGCACCUGGGGUAGGACCCGGGGUGACUCCCUGCUUUCACCCCUCCGUCCUUCCCCACCCAGCCUGCUGGCCUGGGCAGGUGUGCACCUUGGUCUUCAGUCGUAGAGGGGUGUGUGGGGGCUGACCUGGCCUCCUGAGCUGAGGGAGCCCCUGCCCGGUGGGGCCAACAUUCUGCCAACAUUCUGUCCCUGGUCACGGUGGGAGAGGGACGGCCCACAGCCCGGCCAGGCUGGUUUACAGCCGGAACCUGCCCUCACGCCCCAAUGGGUGUUCUCAGCAAGCUCUUUGCAUCCCCUGGUUCCCCUCAGGGGUUUCAGAGAACAGACAUUAAAAUAGGCCUCCGAAAAUAGUGUCUCUGAGCUUUGGAUCUGCCGUGCCUAAACUACCGGUUUCUCUCCUGCUGGGUGCUUUUGGUCAAGGACGGGGAAGGGGAGACAGCGCUCACACCCUCAGCAUUGUCCUCGCCAGGAACGGGGACACGUUUCAAAGGGGAGAUAAGAAAUCUAAAACUAUUGAGUAAAGUUAGACUUCAGGACUCUGCGUCCCUUUUGCCAGGCCUGUCCCACUUCUGCACAGAUAACCCCAUUGUGUCGGGUCACCUGCGGAGCAGAGCUCUGUCGCGAGUGUCCCCAGCGCAGCGGCUUCCCGACACCCGAAAGGUCACUUCCCACAGGCCUCUCUCGGCUCGAAAACAUCAGUGCUUCGUCCUUGUGUUAGUGGAAUAAAAACAUGCUUAUCUGAAGCCUUGGGGACAAAGGUGACAAAUCUCUGGGCUUUCAUCUUGAAUGUCUUUGGUGUUUCUUUUGGCACCGAAAUAAUAUGUGGGUAAAAAUAUUUUGAAUGUACAGUUGUGUGGUUUCGUGUGUGCUUCUACCUAUCUGAGCUUCCCGAGGGUGGGGCAUUGGGGGGGGGGUGGCGUGAGCUUGUGUCCCGAAGGAGCUUGUCACAGAGGAGAAUUUGAACCCCCCCAGGCUCAGAGUGGGGGAACCUCACCUCUGAGGACCAGAGACUGUUACUCAGGGAAACGGUCCAGGAAGGGACCCAGGUGUCGACCUCAUACCCCCACCCCCCACCCCAGUAAAACCUGGUCUGUGGGUGAUAAGUCUGGUCCAACUCACGUCGUGCUGAAUUUCGACAGUUUUACGUCAUCGCCUCUCCAGGGCUCAGGUGGGAAGAGGUACCACUUGCUUUUUACCUGCUGGUGCUACUGAGUUGUAGAAAUAAUGAAAUAUUUCUGCAUUUCACUUGAUGUUGGGCCUCUCUCUGAUAUUUUUUUAAAGGAAACAAAACCCAAACACUGGUGAUCAUUCCUUAUUUUUAUGGUAGAUUCACUGCAGGCCUCAGAUCAGACCCCCCGGGACCCUGGCGUUACGACUGGACUAACCAAAGCUGAUUUCCAAGCCACUGUUUGCGACUCCUGUGCAGCGUGUUCAGCCAGGCGGGCGCUAGGGUGGGCCCGGCCCGCUGCGGGGUGGGCAUCGCUGGCCUGCUGGAGGGCUGCUUUCUCCACCAGCAUGCUGGGGAGAGGGCCCGAGGGGGCCGGGCCAGGCCUCCUCCAGGGUUUAUUUGACAAUCGCAUUUUUGUUGAAAGAAUGGUACAUUUCCAGAUUUAGAAUCCAGCAUCCACCCAAAACGUUCAGUGACAAAAUUUGUCUACCCGAUGGGGCCUUAGCUGUUUGUGCAACGAUGUGGCCGGCAUCUUGUGUGUUCUGGCUUAUUACCUGAUGUGGCCCUUUGUAACCAGGAGGGCCAAUUUCACUCACCGGCCUGUGUGUGUGACAAAGUGUGAUUCCCUGCGCAAACUGCGGGGUGGGCUCUACUCAGACGUUUCCGACGUGCCAGUGAAUGCACUCCCCACCAGCAACCAUCUGCACGGGCACGCCGACACGCAUCCACAGGUCAUGCUGCGAGCCCUCUCACUGUGGCAUCGGUGACUAUGGCAGCAUAUCUGCAGGGCCGUGCACCUGGCAUCUGAGUCCCCAUCCCAAUGAGCUGUAAAACACUUCACGUGUUACAUUUUUUUAAUACUGUAAAACUUGGAAAAUAAACAGAAAACCC
Molecule: messenger RNA, 8446 nt
Organism: Phyllostomus discolor (pale spear-nosed bat)
Lineage: Eukaryota; Metazoa; Chordata; Mammalia; Chiroptera; Phyllostomidae
Gene: VANGL1
Product: VANGL planar cell polarity protein 1
Exons: 8
Coding region: 277-1851 (524 amino acids)
Biological process (GO): multicellular organism development
Cellular component (GO): plasma membrane
Source: RefSeq, a predicted model, not a curated record